Molecule: messenger RNA, 673 nt
Organism: Corticium candelabrum
Lineage: Eukaryota; Metazoa; Porifera; Homoscleromorpha; Homosclerophorida; Plakinidae
Product: coiled-coil domain-containing protein 113-like
Exons: 7
Coding region: 246-584 (112 amino acids)
Biological process (GO): cilium assembly
Cellular component (GO): ciliary basal body; axoneme
Source: RefSeq, a predicted model, not a curated record
UAGUAAUGGUUAGACGUGCAAUUGGUGGGAUACUAGAUGACAAAGAAGGAAACAACAAUAGACGGCUACAUCAUCUCCGAAUAGCAUUUAAACGAUUCAAGUUCAACUGCAGACUCAGAUACUCUGAUCUACACAACAUCGUUUAAACUCGUAGUUGACUGUGAGCUAUCUGCGUUUGCUGGCAUUUCUCGGCAGAGCACCGGCUGAUAUCAACCACUAUCUUGACCAAUCAUAAGACUUGUCCUAUGGAAUCCGAGCACUUAAAAGCCGAAAGCAAGAGUCGAAACGAUCAACUAAGGAAAAACGCCAUCGAAGUAGAGGCAGUUGAGCAAGAGAGACAAAAGGCUGACCAUCUCAACAGACAGCUACAACAGCAAUUGGGUGACUACUGUGUUCCAGAUGUUCUUGACUAUGUGAGUGAAAGGGCAACUCUGUACGAAAUACUGAAGACGGUGAGAAGUUGGGAACGGAAGGUAGAGAUCGCUCAGAUGGCACUGAAGACCCACAAGAAAGAAUGGAACCGUCUACGCAAGCAUAGUUAUCAGUUGAAUCCGUGGAAUGCUCUAGAGGGCAUUCCAUUGUAAGACCGUCCAUGUACACUCGUUUGUCAAGUCAGAACGAAUGAGUGACUAGAAAAUUAUAGUUGCAAAAUAUAAUAAACACGUGGACUGUA